Messenger RNA from Dromaius novaehollandiae (emu), 1596 nucleotides. RefSeq names its product maestro heat-like repeat-containing protein family member 7. Lineage: Eukaryota; Metazoa; Chordata; Aves; Casuariiformes; Dromaiidae. Gene Ontology annotation, cellular component: cytoplasm. The coding region runs from base 169 to 1596 and encodes 475 amino acids. The transcript has 13 exons. The record is from RefSeq and is a predicted model, not a curated record.
UGCCGCCGGCUGGGCCGGGGCCGCGGCUGCCCGGGUGGAGCGGUUUGUGCUGAGUGUCCGGUUCCAAAGCCACCCCUGUGUGCCCUGGGCACAGCCCUGGGUCAUGGCUGCUGCUGUUGUGGGUCCCCAAGAUGCCUGCAGGGCUGGAGCAUCUGCCCUGGGAGGAGGAUGGAGGAGAGACCCCCCAGCCGCCCCCGGGCAGCCUGGGAGAAGGAGGACGGGCACCCCCGCAGCCCCCGGGCGGCCCAGCAGCAGGACGGGGCUGCCCAGGGGAGCAGCUCUGCCCCGGAACCCUGUGAGGGGUGCGAGCGCCAGGCGUCGCAGAGCCCACCGAGCAGUGCAAGGUCUUCCAUCUGCAGCUGGUCAGCGCUGUCCAGAGAGGAUGAGGAAGCCCUGGAGUUCAUCCGGGACUUUGUGAGCGGCAGACAGAAGGAAGAGGUGCAGAAGCUGAAGUUUCUCGCAUCCAUCUGCACCCUCUGCAGAGGCAGCAGCUCCAAGGCCUUGUCGUGGGGCCUGGAUGUUUUCUGCUGCAGAUACGAGCUGGCCGAGCAUAUCAAGGUGCUGCUGGAAGAGGAGCCCCUGGACCAGCUGGGCACAGCAGUACGUCAGCAAGCCAUGGUUGCUCUCACGGCAAUGAGUGCAGUGGAGCCAGUUCUGGAGGGCCAAAAGAGCAGCCUGCUGCAUGCCUGCUUCAGGAGUGUCUUCUUGCUUCCUCCCAAAGAAGACAUGGAGAAGCUGGACACAUCCCUGUAUUCCAAGACCUUGGAGAGCAUGGACAGCAUGCUGGAGGUGCUGGUGCUCAAGUCUGCCACUUCCAGCCUCCUGGAGCUGCAGCAUAUCUUGCAGCUCCUGUUGCCCUUCACAACCUCGGAGAGAGCAGCUGUGCGUGAGAGGGCCGUGGGGAGGAUUGGAAGGCUGAGCAACUUGCUGGCCAACUAUUCCUCGCUGGAGGUCUGGUGCCCCUUUGGAGGAGUUGAUGAGAGCCCCACCUGCUCUGGAAAGAUCUCUGUCCCAAUGCUGGGACAGCUGGUGGGGCGUCUCAUCCUUUGCUGCGCUUAUGAGGACGCGGAGACGAACCGUGGCGCUUUGGAUGCUCUUCAUUGCCUGUUCAGAUUCGUCGUGCAACGAAAACGCAGGGAGCCCUUUCAGGAUGAUGCAGAGCAUGUAGAGUGCCAGAAGGAGGUGGAAGCUGAGGAUGCGCUCUGCCUUUGCUGGACCAGCAACAUCAGUGUGAUCAUGAGGCUGUUUGUGAAAAACCUCCAUCCUUCUGAGGCGACCGACGUCAUUGUAACAGCCAUGGAGGGCAUGAGGAACUGCAGCAGCUACAGCACGGUGGUGGCUACCCACCUGCUGAACGUGUUCGUGCUGGGCGCUGUCUCUGCACUGGAAGACGUGCCGCGGAUCAUCAGGUGCCUCUACCGAAACCUGAAGUACGUCAGGGAGUUCUCGGCCCGGGUCACGCUAAACAGGACCCUUUGCCAGCUGGCCUGCUCGAAGCCUGCUGAGGUGACCGUGAGCCUGCUGUACUGCUCGCCACUGUGCAACAGCACUGCGCAGCCCUGGUGCAUCAAGCAGGCGUUCAGAAGCCAGAGCUGA